AUGGAGGGGAAACAAGAAUGCCUGGUUUUUGCAGUAAAUGGAGAGAGGUUUGAGGUCCCAAAUAUUGAUCCUUCAACUACUUUGCUCCAAUAUUUACGCUCCCACACCCGUUUCAAGAGUGUCAAGCUUGGCUGUGGCGACGGUGGCUGUGGUGCUUGUGUUGUUCUGCUGUCGAAAUAUGACCCUGUACUUGAUCAGGUCGAAGAUUAUACAGUGAGUUCAUGUUUGACACUUCUUUGCAGCUUAAAUGGAUGCUCAGUUACUACGACCGAAGGCCUUGGAAAUAGUAAAGAUGGUUUCCAUCCAAUUCAUCAAAGAUUUGCAGGCUUCCAUGCUUCUCAAUGUGGCUUUUGCACCCCUGGGAUUUGCAUGUCGCUUUACUCAGCUCUCAUCGAUGCUGAAAAAACACCCCGUCCAGAACCUUCGCCUGGAUUUUCCAGGCUGACAGCAUCUGAAGCUGAAAAGGCUAUAGCAGGAAAUCUUUGCCGGUGCACUGGAUAUCGACCCAUUGCUGAUGCCUGCAAAAGUUUUGCUGCUGAUGUUGACAUCGAAGAUUUGGGGAUCAAUUCCUUUUGGAGGAAUGGAGAUACUAAGGAAGUGAAAGUAAGUAGACUACCUUCCUACAAUCCUAAGGAUCAUAUUUGUACAUAUCCUCAAUUCUUGAAAGACGAGCAUUGUCCUGAAAUGCAUAUGAAUUCUAAAGGAUGUUCUUGGUACAGCCCUGUAUCUAUUGAGGAGCUUGAAAAAUUAUUGCAUUCCAGUGUAGCUGAAAAUUGUACAAGGAUUAAGGUAGUUGUUGGUAACACAGGGACCGGUUAUUACAAUGAAAUAAUAGAUUAUGACAAAUAUAUUGAUCUGAGGUAUAUUCCCGAGCUUUCAGUCAUUAAAAAGGAUAACUUGGGAAUCGAAUUUGGAGCUACCGUGUCGAUAUCCAAAGCUAUUUUCAGUUUAAAGGAAGAAAAUAUAAUCAAUGUCUGCCCAGGUGGAGAACUGGUUUUUAAGAAAGUUGCUGAACAUAUGGAGAAAAUAGCUUCGGGGUUCAUUAGAAACUCAGCUAGUAUUGGGGGUAACUUGGUCAUGGCACAGAGAAAUUAUUUUCCUUCUGAUAUAGCUACAUUACUUCUUGCAUUGAGUUCUAGUGUCAGCAUACUGACAGGUCGUAAACGUGAAAAGAUUACUCUGGAACAGUUCUUUUCGAGGCUGCCUUUGGACCCCACAAGUGUGCUUCUAAGUGUUCACAUUCCAUAUUGGGAACCUAUUGAAAGUGCUGAUACAAAUGAAUCUAAUCAUAAGUUAUUGUUUGAAACCUAUCGUGCUGCACCACGGCCCGUUGGUAAUGCAUUACCCUAUUUAAAUGCUGCCUUCUUGGCAAAAAUUUCUUUUCAUAAAGAUGAAGUGCUAGUGAAAAACAUCCAGUUGGCUUUCGGAGCUUAUGGCGUCAAACAUUCAACAAGGGCAAGGAAAGUUGAAGAACAUCUGACUGGAAAAAUACUUAGCCUAGAUAUUCUAGCUGAAGCAAUCAAAUUAGUUAAAGAUUCUGUGAUACCAGAAGUCGGUACAUCAUUUGCUGCUUACAGGUCAAGCUUAGCUGCCAGCUAUCUUUUUGAAUUUCUUUUUAAUCUCACCGGUCUUGAUUAUGCAAUUUCUGGUGAUGAACUGAACGGAAAUUUGCUAGACGAAGGUUUGGAAAGCAAGAAUGAUAGUGAUAUCAGUCAAAUCGCAAGGCCAACGUUGCUGUCAUCCGCAAAACAGGUCGUGGAAUCAAGUAGAGAGUAUUAUCCGGUGGGUGAACCAAUGAUAAAAUUCGGUGCUGCCAUCCAAGCUUCUGGUGAAGCCGUGUAUGUGGACGACAUUUCAUCACCUCCAAAUUGUCUGCAUGGAGCAUUUAUCUAUAGCACCAAGCCUUUAGCACGAGUGAAGGGAAUAUCAUUCAAGUCUAACUCGCUUCCAAAAGGGGUCACUGCUGUCAUCUCCUUCAAAGAUAUCCCAAAAGAAGGAGCAAAUGUGGGAAGUAAGGAGGGAUCUGUUUUUGAACCUUUAUUUGCUGAUGAUCUCACUCGGUAUGCUGGUGAUCGCAUUGGAUUUGUGCUUGCAGAGACACAGAAGUCUGCUGAUGUGGCUGCAAAAUUGGCACUGGUUGAAUAUGACACUGAGAGUUUAGAUCCACCCAUUUUAACCGUUGAGGAGGCCUUGGAGAGAUCAAGUUUUAUUGAGGUUCCUUCUCACCUGCAUCCAGCAAAAGUGGGUGAUUUUCCAAAAGGAAUGGUUGAAGCUGAUCACAGUAUUCUCUCUGCAGAGAUUGAACUUGGAUCACAAUACUACUUUUAUAUGGAGACGCAAACUGCACUUGCAAUUCCAGACGAAGACAACUGCAUGGUGGUUUAUAGUUCCAUUCAAUGCCCUGAAUAUGCACAUAGUGUAGUUGCAAGGUGUCUUGGCAUUCCUGAGCAUAAUGUCCGUGUUAUUACAAGAAGAGUCGGUGGAGGCUUUGGUGGAAAAGCAAGCAAAGCUAGCCCUGUUGCUACGGCUUGCGCACUUGCAGCACACUGCUUACGUCGUCCAGUAAGGAUAUAUCUUGAUCGUAAGACUGACAUGAUAAUGGCCGGAGGAAGACACCCUAUGAAGAUAACUUACAGUGUCGGAUUCAAAUCUAAUGGGAAGAUCACUGCUUUGCAUCUCGAUAUACUAAUUAAUGCAGGGCAAACUAUAGAUGCAAGCAUCAUAAUGCCACGAAACAUGGUAGGUGCACUUAAAAAGUAUGAUUGGGGUGCUCUAUCUUUUGAUAUAAAGUUAUGCAAGACAAACCACUGUGGCAAAACUGCUAUGAGAGCUCCAGGAGAGGUGCAGGCUUCUUUUAUUGCUGAAUCUAUAUUAGAAAAUGUAGCUUCCGUGCUUUCAUUGGAUGUCGAUUCUGUGAGGAGCAAAAAUCUUCACACAUAUGAAAGCCUUAAGUUGUUCUAUGGGAGUGCUGCUGGGGAUUCCGUAGAGUAUACUUUGCCUACUAUUUGGGAUAAGGUAGCUAGAUCAUCGAUCUUUGCUCAAAGGGUAGCACUGAUAGAACAGUUCAAUUCGUGCAACAGCUGGCGCAAGAGGGGUAUUUCGCGAGCACCAAUUAUGUUUGAAGUGACUGUAAAACCAGCCCCUGGGAAAGUAAGCAUUCUUUUGGAUGGAUCUAUUGUUGUAGAAGUUGGAGGGAUAGAGAUGGGCCAGGGGCUCUGGACAAAGGUAAAACAAGUGACAGCAUAUGCUAUCAGUAAAAUUCAAUGCGAUGGAACUGAAGACCUGGUGGAGAAAGUACGAGUUGUACAGUCGGACACCUUGAGCUUAGUACAAGGAGGGCUUACUGCUGGGAGCACUACGUCCGAAGCAAGUUGUGAAGCUGCAAUACUAUGCUGCAACUUCUUGGUUGAAAGACUAACCCCUCUUAAGAAAAAAUUGCAAGAUCAAAUGGGUUCUGUCACUUGGGAUAUCCUGAUUCUCCAGGCACAUGAUUAUUCUGUAAAUUUAGCAGCAAGUUCUUACUACGUGCCAGAGUCUGGUUCUGGGGGGUACUUGAAUUAUGGUGCUGCAGUAAGUGAGGUCGAGGUAAAUGUUCUGACCGGAGAAACAACAAUACUGAGAGAAGAUAUCAUUUAUGAUUGUGGACAGAGCUUGAACCCUGCUGUGGAUUUAGGACAGAUUGAGGGGGCUUUUAUACAAGGAGUCGGCUUCUUUAUGCUCGAAGAGUACCUUACUAAUGCAGACGGAUUGGUGGUUACCGACAACACAUGGACAUACAAGAUUCCAACAAUCGAUACCAUACCUAAACAGUUCAAUGUCGAGGUGCUAAAUAGUGGACAUCACCAAAAACGCGUUCUUUCUUCCAAGGCUUCUGGUGAGCCACCAUUGCUAUUGGCAGUUUCAGUGCAUUGUGCUACAAGAGCAGCCGUUAAGGCAGCCAGAAAACAGCGUAAAUCUUGGGGAGCGUUAGACGAGACUGAUUCAACAUUCGAGUUGGAAGUCCCUGCUACAAUGCCCGUUGUUAAGCAACUAUGUGGCCUCGAUUCUGUGGAGUGGUAUUUGCGUAGCUUGCUCACUCGUUGA
Molecule: messenger RNA, 4083 nt
Organism: Fraxinus pennsylvanica
Lineage: Eukaryota; Viridiplantae; Streptophyta; Magnoliopsida; Lamiales; Oleaceae
Source: the annotation of a GenBank genome assembly